Molecule: messenger RNA, 1362 nt
Organism: Penicillium oxalicum
Lineage: Eukaryota; Fungi; Ascomycota; Eurotiomycetes; Eurotiales; Aspergillaceae
Product: RMD1 family protein
Exons: 2
Coding region: 1-1362 (453 amino acids)
Biological process (GO): positive regulation of mitochondrial translation
Source: RefSeq, a predicted model, not a curated record
AUGACAUCGUUGGAUUUCCUCCGCUCGACUUUUGUUGGAGCCGCCAUGUUUGCGAAAAAUGCCCUCUGCUUAGCUUGCAAGCGCAAUGUGGUCAGUUCACUUCACCGGAAUUCGCGAAACCAGUAUCUACAUGCACUACCAGCUCUGAAUUCUCCCCGCCGAAAGGACUUUUUCUCAUCCAAUGCUCUUCUGGCGCAAAAACAGCUUGGCAAGAAUGACGGACUCUCAGACAGCCCCGAUUCGCAAAAGCAGCGACGCCGUGGUGGUCGAGGACCCGCAGCCCCAACUUCGUUGAGGCGUGUUGCGGUCGAGGCACAAAGGUCAAAAGACGGGUUCAUCUCAAAAGCCCAGCUUAAAGAGCAGGGCAUUUACCAUGCUAGGGUUGUCACUGCCUACGCUGUUGCAGAAAAAUUCGAUAUUCGCAAAGUUCGAGAAAUUCUUCAAGAUAAGGGUUACGAGCCCGAUCCACUAGAUACUGGACUGUACCCGCAGGUAGUACAUGUCCAGAUACCCAUUGAUUCCAUUAGACGGGUGGGAAACCCUUCUACUGAUGAUCUCUCUGCUGAUCAGGUCGGGGAUGUCUUCGUCUUUCCAUCUGGGACAGUGGUCGCAUGGUCACUUCCUGAGGGGUUCACAUCCUUUCUGGCAACAAGAACGUUACUUCCCGCUGCUGAGGGGGCCCACGUGGACAACUUGGAGACCGAGGAUCUUGAAUUCGUGGAGGAUCCCUCGCGUGAAAACAGUAUCAUCAAGGGAGACACUAUUAUUCUGGGCACUCGAUCGGGAGACCAUGCACCGCAAUCACUUCAUGCGAGUCAGCAGUCUGUUGACACUGUUCUGACCAAAGUGGCUUUUUCCUCCGGCCUCGCACGAAGCACGAAGCUUGCCGUUCUGGAAAGCCUGCUGUCCAAUUACUUUGAAUCCACCCGAAGCAUCCCAACUUUGCUCUCUCAAGGCUCGCGUCUCCCGUACACUCGGGAUUUCAUUCUUCGCAAGACUGGACAGCUGCUCAGCGUCCGGGCACAGCUCAAUCUCUACUCAGAACUGACAGAUUCUCUUCCAGACCUCUUUUGGGAUAGUCGGCACGAGCUUGGCCUGGAAGGCUAUUACGAGCAAGUUGGCCGAGCUCUUGAUGUGGGAAUCCGGAUCAAGCUUCUGAAUGAAAAGAUGGACUAUGCUCAAGAAAUCGCAAGCGUGCUCCGUGAACGUCUCAGCGAGACGCAUGGACUUCGAUUGGAAUGGAUUAUCAUUCUCCUCAUCGCCGUCGAGGUUGGCUUUGAGGUAUUGCGGUUGUGGAAGGAGAGGAAGCAUGGACAGGAACAAACCCCACACCCGCCGCAUCCAGAGUCUGAGAGUGCGUAA